AUGGGUGACGCCCCAGAUGCCCAGUCAAAAGUGCAGAUCCGACUUACCACACGGCAUUCCGACAUCGAAUUGCCCGAAGAUCCUGGUGUUCUUCUCGUCUCUACCAACCUUCGCCGAUAUGCCCUCUCCUCCCUCGUCAACAACCUCCUCAACACUGCCCGCCCAAUCCCCUUCGAAUUCCUCAUAAAUGGCCAAUUCCUCCGCACAACCAUCGAUGAUUUCCUCACAGCAAACGGCAUAUCCGCCGAAACCACUCUCAAUGUCGAAUACACGCGUGCCCUAAUACCCCCGCUACAUGUAGCAUCUUUCGAACACGACGACUGGGUGUCUGAUGUAGACAUACUCUCCGCAACUUCAAAAGCAGGAAAAUGGGGUGGCAGCAGCAGCAUACAGUCAGGCCAAGAGCGGAUACUAUCAGCCAGCUACGACGGUCUACUGCGGGUAUUUGACAUGUCGGGCGAGCUCAUGCUCCUCUCCGACCAACCCAACAACGGCGGCCGCAUCAGCUCUCUCAAAACCGCGAAGUUCCUGUCACCCUCGAAAAUCGUGUCAGGCGGCCUCGACAUGACCGUCCGCGUAUGGAACUACUUCGAAUCCCCGUCCGAAGGAAGAGCUGGCUUAACCCCAGCCCUCGAGCUCUACGGCCACAGACUCGGCAUCGAGUCCCUCGCUGUGCAUGCCCCCUCCUCCCGCCUCCUCUCCGCCUCCAGCGACACCACCGUCAACUUCUGGAGCUCAAAAGCCGCAGACGCGCCCGCCGCCCCCGCAACCCUCCUCCCAGACUCCACCACUGCCUCCGCGAAACGCCUCAAGCUCUCGAAACCCGCGAACUUGAAGACGGUCGCCCAACGCGGUCCUCUAGCUACGCUAACCGGGCACACCGCGCCUGUCUCCUCAGUGAUGUUCGCACCAAACGACGCGACAGUGGCGUACUCGGGCUCUCACGAUCACACGUUGCGGACAUGGGAUCUCCCCACCUCCACUCUCGUGGAUACGCGCACGACAUCGCAUAGCUUGAUGUCCCUAGCUGCCUUACCCGCCCUCAACCUCGUCGCAGCCGGCACGUCAGCGCGUCACAUCACCCUCAUAGACCCCCGCGCAUCCGCGAAGACUAUCGCAGCACUCACGCUACGCGGCCACACGAAUGCGGUGGUCAGUCUAGCUGUCGACCCGGAGAGCGCGUACGGGCUCGUGAGCGGGAGCCAUGACGGCACGUGCAGGAUCUGGGAUGUGCGGAGCGUGAAGACUACUGCUGGGGAUGCUGGGGAUGUUGGCGGGCAGGUUGGGGAGAGCGUGUAUCGGAUUGAGCGGGAGAGCGCGAAGGGGAAGAAAAUGCCGAGUUCGGGUGAGGGGGUGAAGGUGUUUGGAGUUGCGUGGGAGAAGGAAGUAGGGAUUGUGAGUGCAGGGGAGGAUAAGCAGGUGCAGAUAAAUAAAGGGAGCAGCGGUAGUGGGAGUGGGAGUAGUGGUGGUGGACAUGUUUGA
Molecule: messenger RNA, 1482 nt
Organism: Mytilinidion resinicola
Lineage: Eukaryota; Fungi; Ascomycota; Dothideomycetes; Mytilinidiales; Mytilinidiaceae
Product: WD40 repeat-like protein
Exons: 2
Coding region: 1-1482 (493 amino acids)
Biological process (GO): ribosome biogenesis
Cellular component (GO): preribosome, large subunit precursor
Molecular function (GO): protein binding
Source: RefSeq, a predicted model, not a curated record